UCCAAAAUGGCUCCUCCGACGAAAGGCGAGCUCACCGAUGCCGAGAAAGACCUCUACAAAGCGAUCCAGGCCGGCGAUGUCGCCGAGGCGCGAACGCUGGUGAACCGCGUGCGUAUCGACUGCCUCGACGAGCACGGGAUGACGCCGCUGCAGCACGCCGCGUACCGCGGCAACCACGACCUGUGCAAGCUGUUCCUCGAGUGCGGAGCCGACGUAAACUCGCACUACCACGACUCCGGCUACACGGCGCUCAUGUUCGCGGGCCUGGCCGGUCGAGCAGACGUGGUGAGCCUUCUGCUCGAGCACGGCGCCUCCACGACCGUCGUCAACUCGCUGGGCCGGACGGCGGCGCAGAUGGCCGCCUUCGUGAGCAACCACGACGUAGUGGCCAUCAUCAACAACUUCUUGCCCCGCGAGGAACUGGAAUACUACGCGCGGCGCCAGGGACUCGAGGAGCCCAAGCUGCCGGCGUCGCUGGUGGCACCCCUGUACCAGCUUAUCGUACGCACAAACAUCCACCCCGUUCGAGUCGCUCUUUACUUGCAAGAAAAACGCGAGCUUCUGGAUCAGUCGUCCAAGGUGGAGCGCGUGCUGAGCCUGCUCUGCGAGAGGCAGAUGAAGACCACCACCGCGAGCCCGAACGAGAUGCUCGCGCUCAAGUUCCACCACUUGGCCUUCCUCAUCAGGACGUGCUCCAAGUUUGUGCGCGACCGCGCCGCUGGCGGCAGCAAGCGCCGAAGGCGACGACAAGGUCCGGCAAAAAGGCGCCGUCGGGUCCUGCUCGAGCCGCUCAUCAAGACGUGGUUGCGCGGUCGAGACGAGGACGACUUCCCCGUGGUCCUGGAAAAGCUGCUGCGCCAGUCCGUGCGCGAGUUCCCCUACCACGAAUGCUCCAUCCUCCAACAGCUGGUGCACACGCUCUCCGGUGUCGAGGUUGGCAACGAGCCAAGUGCCAUCUCCAUUUUGGCCGAGGCCGUGCGUGGCCAGAAGGGUUUCGACCAAGGAGCCUCGUGCACGGCCUGCGGGGAACCGCAGGCCGACAAGCGCUGCUCCGCCUGCAAGUCCGUGCAGUACUGCGGAGUGCCCUGCCAGAAGUUGCACUGGUUCACGCACAAGCGUCACUGUGCUCGUCUGGCCGAGGAAUACAAGAAGGCUCUUGCCCAGAAAGAAGCCCAAGAGAAAGAGUCGACGACGGAGGAGCAGACUACCGAGGAAUCGUCCAACGGAUGCCCCGACGAGUCGGACAACACCCAGUCAACCAGUGAGUGUGCCAGUGGCACACCCAUAGAGACUGCUUGAGAAAGACCGACUGUGUUUGUUGAAUGAGAGAUUUUUGAAUGCUGGAGAAAAAGAAUGGGAGAAAGCUUGGCACAGGGAUGUGCACUGGUUGCAAGUUGCAGAGGCUCGAAAUAUUCCCCUUGCAAUGCACUUGUCAACCGUGGAAAGCCAAACAUACCUUUUCGGCCCAUGCACGAAAUGUACUUAAUUUCUUCUGUUCACCUGGGCAGCUGUUCGAUUUGCAGCUAGCUCUCACAAAACUUUGCAGUCGUAAAUGUUGCAAUGUCUUGAAUUUGGCUAGCACUACAAGUGAGCUGAUCAUGUUUUGGAAAACUGAAAUUGACUUCGCCUUUUCCGUGGAAUUAUACUAAAUGCCCAAUGUAGCUAGUUUAUGAAUCUGUUGCCAUGCCUCUAUUUCUAGUUAAUUUCAAAAUCAACCCUUUUUUCACUACUACUUUCAAAGGCCUAGAACACAGAGAAAUGCAAUGAGCUACUUAUCCAUUAAAAUCGUGCACUGGUAGUACGCAGCCAAGCAUUAAUUUCUGCAAAGGCCAGUGCUUCUAGUCAGAUGUGAAGCUUUCUCUAAUCAUUUCCCAAAUCACUACAGUUAAGGUCCACAAUUUGAGUGUUGUUUUAUUUGUUAGUGAUCUACUGUAACAUUGAAAGUUUGUGUUCUCUGUCAGAAUGUUUUCCACGCUUGCCUAGGCCAUUAUUUAAUGAAGCAUUAACUACUCAGCACUGUGAUUCUGAAUAAGUGUCCACCUAAAUAAAUGUAUUUGACUGUUGCUUGAA
Messenger RNA from Rhipicephalus microplus (southern cattle tick), 2070 nucleotides. Its product is annotated as ankyrin repeat and MYND domain-containing protein 2. The record is from RefSeq and is a predicted model, not a curated record. Gene Ontology annotation, molecular function: protein binding. Lineage: Eukaryota; Metazoa; Arthropoda; Arachnida; Ixodida; Ixodidae.